AUCACCACGACGACACGACCCCCUCAAACGCCGCAACCAUGUCGACCCGACGUCCUCAGUUCAACGAGCAGGUCCACUACGACACCACGCCCCUCCCGGCCUCAAUUCCCAAGGUCCAGGAGGUCGGUGCGAGCUCUGCGCCCCUUCUCUCCGCGUCUUUCUUCAUCGGCGCCCGGUGCCGCGACUACAAUGACGACUACAUGCAGUGCAAGACCGACUCGGCGGGCCGCGGCGAGUUCGACUGCAUGAAGGAGGGCCGCAGGGUGACGAGGUGUGCUCAGAGCGUCCUCCAGGACAUCAACACCCACUGCCUCGAGUCCUUCCGCGCCCACUGGAACUGCCUCGAGAACCGCAACCACCAGCUGUAUCAGUGCCGCCCGCAGGAGUGGAAGCUGAACAAGUGUGUCUUUGAGAACCUCAAGCUCGAGAAGAACAUUCCCAACCAGCGACCAGGUGUCACCCCCGUCGAGCUGAGACAACACAUGAUCUACGCCGACGGUGCCAUCAACCCUCUCGAGGGCAAGCCGUUCAUCCCCCCCUCGAAGGCCGAGGGCGCGAAGCAGGCGUAAGCGUGGACCGUGGCCUGUGUACGUGGUGCAGAGCGGAGAAAGGUGUUGCUAGACGAGUUCGGCAAAGUACUGGGUGAUCACAAGGCUGCGAUGCGGCUGUGUACAUAUGUCAUCAAUUGAGUAGGGCGGGGUUCGCCGUAUGAUC
Messenger RNA from Verticillium alfalfae VaMs.102, 714 nucleotides. Its product is annotated as NADH-ubiquinone oxidoreductase 20.8 kDa subunit. The transcript has 4 exons. The record is from RefSeq and is a predicted model, not a curated record. The coding region runs from base 39 to 569 and encodes 176 amino acids. NCBI's taxonomy places the organism in Eukaryota, Fungi, Ascomycota, Sordariomycetes, Glomerellales, Plectosphaerellaceae. Gene Ontology annotation, biological process: mitochondrial electron transport, NADH to ubiquinone.